Messenger RNA from Paramecium primaurelia, 2749 nucleotides. Lineage: Eukaryota; Ciliophora; Oligohymenophorea; Peniculida; Parameciidae. The record is from the annotation of a GenBank genome assembly.
AUGAGCCAAAUUCAGUAGUAAAUAUACAAAUAGCUUGUUUAUAGAACUACAUAGGGAUUACUUUUAUUAUGGAUGCAACUUGCAAAGAAAAGAUAUGUACGAAUGCACUAUUAUCAAAUAAUUCUCAUCAACUAUAUGCAUCUUAUUUAGCAUCCUGUACUGUUAAAUCAAUUGGUGGUUAUUAAAAUAGAACAUGUACUAAUGCCCCCAUUACUAUAACAACAAAUGGAGAAUGUGAAACAUAUCAACCAGCAUAGAAUUGUAUUGCAAAAACUAGUGGGGAUACAGUAAAAAUAAUACUUGUUCAGCAAUUACUUAGGAAACUGCUUUUAUUAAGAAUUCCCUAGGUUUUGCUUGUUUUUGGGAUUCAAAAAGUACAGUUGCAAAAAUAAGACAUUUUUGAAUGCACCUUCAGAUAAUAAAACACAUGAACUUUGUUAAUCUUUUUUGAAUAAAUAUACUGUCAAUUCUACAAAUACAGGAUAAGUUGACAAAACAUGUGAAAAUUCAUUGAUAUUAGCUAUUUGUGACAAAGACAUUAACAAUAAGAUUUAUAUAUGGAAAGGUAAAUGUUAAAAGAACCUUUGCGUCUUAGCUUCAUCAUCCAUAACCACUCACACUGAUUGUUAAAAUUAUCAUUCCAGUUGUACUAUAAGGGACAAAAGGUUAGGAUGAGUUAAUACUCCUAUAAUAGUAAAUGGGUCCUCUACUAUCAAAGAUGUUAAGAUUUGCCAACUUCAUGUUCAGCCAGAAGAAUAUCUGAAAAUUGUGAAAUAUAAAGAGUAGGAUUUCCAACUUGCAUAAGGGUUUCAUCUUCUUCAUCUUGUUUUAAAAAGUCUUGUACAUCAGCUAUUCUAGUAGGAAUAACUAAUGCAAUUUCACCAAAAUAAUUUUCAGUUGUUAAUUGUUCAAGCUAUUUAACUCUAUCUGUAAAAACUGAUGCAUAAUGUGCUUGUAUUUAGACAUAGAAUUCUUGUAUUUCAAAUAAUACAUCUAAUGGAUGCAUGAAUAAACCUUUUAGUUGUAAUUCAUUAGUCUAAGACGACUGUAAAAUUGGGUCUACAAUGAGUGGUAAUUGUUAUUGGAAUGUAUCUAAUAGUGUUGAUAAGAGAUUUGCAAAUAUAAUAACAAUUAUUCAUAAUGAUUGUAAUAGUACAUUUGAUCUAUGCACAGUAAAUAAUGGUUAAACUAAUUUUUAACCACUGUAAGAUUCAUGUUCUACUUACAACACUUAAGAUAACUGUAUAAUAACAACUAAGAAUAAAAAAUGCUAUUGGACUUGUAUAGUUUGCAGAAACGCAACUUGUGCUGAUGCUCCAGAUACAAUAGCAUAUGAUUCAGAUCAAGAAUGUUAGGGUUAUCCUGUACCAACUUGCAUGUAUUAUACAAAAUUGGAGGGAUAGGAUGUGCUCCAAAAAAACUACACAUUAUAUGAAAUAAGAGCAAUUUCAUUAAAUUAUCUCAAAUUAAACAGGAGUUGAGUAUUGUAAAUGGAUUUUUGAUAAAUUCAAUUCUUUAUCUAUAUUUGCAACAGGAGCUUGUUCAUCAUUCAUAGGAACAUAGUUCAUUUAUUAAUAAUAUAGAAUUAGAUGUACAAAUGUUGGUAGUGCUUCUGCUUAAUCUAUCUGCACAGUAGAUUUUACUCUAAAAACUGGAGUAAAUUUAACAUUUUCCUAUUGUUAAACAGUUGAUGCAUCAUGUUCUGAAAAAAAAGUUUGUAUUGGAUGUAUUGUCUUAAUCUACUUGCUCAUUGCUCAGGAUUUGAACAAUUAUUAAAAAAUUUUUAGAUUAAAUGCUGGAUUGUUGGAUAUGAAUAAUGCUGUACCUUCUUCUUUUUGUGACUUAAGCAUUUGAGUGUAUCCUUCUAAUUGGAUUAACAGGUUUUGACCGUGCUAAAUGUUAAGCUUAUAAUUCCUUAUAUACUUCUUUAAGAGAUAGAUCUGGAUGUUAUAUAUUUUAGCAAAUUUGAACAAGGUAUUUUAAUAACAAUUCCUGUAUCAAUAUUCCAACAGGUAAAUGCUUUCUUAGUGGUCGUUCUUGGAUUAGUAUAAUUAGUAAGGCAUAUUGUUCAACAAUAGCUGGAUUAACAGGGUAGGAUUAUGAAAAAUGUCAAGCCUACUUCAAUGGUUGUACAUCGAUUUGAGAUGGUACUGGAUGUUAAGAGCUCAAAAAUUCAUGUGAAGACUAUCCAGAAACUGUAGCUGGAUGUACUAGAUCAUCAAUUAGAAAAUGGUAUUUAUUUACAUUUAUUAUUAUCAUAUUUUAAUAAGAGAUUUAUAUUUAUUAAGAUAAUAUAUAUAUCUUAUAUAAGUAUUAAUCUCUUUACAGUAAUAAUACUACUUUAUUACUAUUCCAAAUCCAGGAACUAAUAUGUGCAAAGAUAUCUGAAUCUGAUGCAACUAUACCCUAUGACCUUUAUUAAUCAUACAACACAGUAUGUAGUAUAUAUAGAGCUAAGAGUGCAUGUAGCUUAUAAUUUGCUUAAGGUACGAGCUAUACUCGAAUAAAUAGUUGUUAUCAAUCAAAAAAUAGUAGAUGUAUUGCUAGUAAUAUUAUUGUGUAAUAAACAAUGCCAGAUCAAUUGGAAAGGGGAAACAUAUAUGUGCAUGGAUUAAAACCUCUUCUUAAUAUGCAGAUAAAUCUUGUAAAACGACUCCUGCUACCUUGGAUUACAAUGAUGACUCUAAAUGUAGAUCUUACUUAAGUAACAAAUGUAAAGUUUCUUAAAGUGGAAAAGGUUGUCUUUUGA